Molecule: messenger RNA, 343 nt
Organism: Symbiodinium necroappetens
Lineage: Eukaryota; Dinophyceae; Suessiales; Symbiodiniaceae
Source: the annotation of a GenBank genome assembly
GAAGGCGUAUUCUUUUCUGGAAGAGUACCGGGCAGAAGAGUUCGAAAAGCUGAUGGAAGCGAAGCAACGGUUGCAACAGUUGCGCAAGAAGCGUCCAAAGGAUUCGAUGAUAGCGGCGCAGGAGGACGAGAUUACAAAAGAGAUUAAGCGCCGAGUGCAGCAGGACAAGCAGAGGAGACACAUCGGUCGGCUUCAGGAUGCCGAGAGGGUGCUGAAGGCCGAGGAGAGGCAGAAGGUGAAGGAAACUGGCAAGGUACCGUAUUUUCACCGGAAGAAGGCAGCGAGACAGCUGCUGGUGGAGAAAAAGAAGAAGGAGGCGACCCCGGCCAAGAAGCUGAAAUAG